GCAACUCAAUGGAUGCAAAACACCAUUAAACUCUUAAGAAGAAGAAUAAGCUCCACCCCCCAAUGUCCGCCACCUUUUACCUGCAUUCACUGUAGUCUUUCUGCUCACCUGAAGACUGAAACGAUACCCUGCGGACAAAAUGCUCUCCCGGAUGCUAGCUCAUUUUGUCAACAAUCUUCGCGUGGUUGAGAAGUUGGCGGAGUCUCGUCCGAUUCGCAGGGCAGCUCAGAUCACAGCUUACGCCAUAACCAAGGCUCAGAUCGUGGGCAGGGACACUUCGGAGCGGGUCAUGCGGUCCCAGACCCUACGGCAGGUCCGAGCGGAGGCCGGUAAAGUCCCCGAUGACCUGCAGGAGGUCAGCAGCCGCUUCAGGAAAGUCCGAGAGACUUUUGUUAAGGAAUUGAAGGAGGGAUGGAAGGAUGGCUCCAGGCAGAUCAAGAAAUAACGAGGAACGGCUGCUUCUAUGUUAUUAAAGUGACUUUGCACAAAAUGUAGCCUUUGUUUUGGGCUAGGACAGCAAAAUGUAAUGGGAAUUAAGUUUCUGCUUGAGGAAAUGCUGCACAAAACAGCCAUCAAGUCACUGGUUUAACUGCGCCAUGCACUUAUGGCAUCAUUAUUGUGUGACGACUGUGAUAAAGGAGUCAGGUUCACAGCUUUCACUGGUCUGAGAAGAUUUAUGGUGUGGAAAAACUGACCAUUUUCAAAAUACUUUAUUUCAUAGUACAAUGAACAUUAGAUGACACCAAUUUAGCCAAAUUAUAGCUCUUAUAAAAUGUAUUUUAUUGGUACAACACAUGACAUAAUACAAAAACAUUGUAAUCAUUGUAUUUAUUGCCAUGACUUCACAUCUUUGUAAAUAAAGCAUGAAUGCACAUGUUUCAAUGUAUCAAUAAAAAUGUUAUUUUAAAAUACA
Molecule: messenger RNA, 913 nt
Organism: Nothobranchius furzeri (turquoise killifish)
Lineage: Eukaryota; Metazoa; Chordata; Actinopteri; Cyprinodontiformes; Nothobranchiidae
Product: protein NCBP2AS2
Source: RefSeq, a predicted model, not a curated record